This is a messenger RNA of Haliotis rubra (blacklip abalone), 1647 nucleotides long. RefSeq names its product arylsulfatase B-like. The record is from RefSeq and is a predicted model, not a curated record. Bases 18 to 1460 code for a protein of 480 amino acids. The transcript has a single exon. NCBI's taxonomy places the organism in Eukaryota, Metazoa, Mollusca, Gastropoda, Lepetellida, Haliotidae.
CCUACACCAGAAACAACAUGUAUUUCACAUCUGUUGUAUGCCUUCUUUUGACCACAGUUCUCUGUGAGUGUGCAGAGAAACCUCACAUUAUAUUUAUAGUUGCUGAUGACCUGGGAUGGAACGAUGUUGGAUUUCGGAACCCUCAAAUGAUCACCCCUAACCUGGACAGAUUUGCUACAGCAGGUGUCAUCCUCAACUCCUCUUACGUCCAGCCUUUGUGCUCGCCCUCCAGAAACUGUUUCAUGUCGGGAUAUUUCCCCUAUCACACAGGACUACAAGAUGGCGUCAUAUUGGUGAACGAAGCAAAACACCUACCGGCCAAUCUAACAACAAUCCCUCAGAAACUGAAACAACUUGGCUAUGAUGCUCACAUGGUUGGGAAGUGGCAUCUUGGUUUCUGUAACUGGAAGUAUACACCCACAGAGAGAGGCUUUGACUCCUAUCUUGGAUAUUACUGUGGUGCCGAACACUAUUUUAACCACACGAGAACGGAAGGCAAAGACGAAGUAGGACUGGAUUUUCGCUAUAACAAGACUGUGUAUAGAGACGCAAAUGGAACGUAUUCUGCUAAUGUGUUUGCAGACAGAGCUAUUGAAAUCAUCGAGAACCACGACAACAGUAAGCCACUUUAUCUGUACCUUCCAUUCCAGUCUGUACAUGCACCUCUUGAAGUUCCAGCGAAAUAUGAAAACAUGUACAUGAACAUAGAAACCAUAAGCAGAAGGAUCUAUUGUGGAAUGGUGAGUGCGUUAGACGAAGCUGUUGGUAAUAUCACUCAGGCAUUAGAAGAAAAAGGUCUUAUGGACAAUCUAUUGUUGGUCUUUACAACUGAUAAUGGUGGGCCUACAUAUACAGCAUCUAAUAACUUGCCUUUACGGGGAGCCAAAAAUACUCUCUGGGAAGGGGGAACGAAAGGAACUGGAUUCAUCUACAGUAAAAACCUUCUCAAGAAGACAGGCUACCUCAACACUGGAAUGAUGCAUGCUGUGGACUGGUACCCGACAUUGGUGGAGUUGGCUGGUGGAGAGAACACAGAUCCCAACAUGGACGGAGUCAGUCAGUACGACAUGCUCAUCAAUGGUGGACCCAGCAAGCGAAAUGAAUUCGUCUACAACAUCUAUGAUGAAAGGGAAGCAGCAGCAAUCAGGUACGGAGAUCUCAAACUCAUGCAAGGAAGUCCAGGAUCUCACAAUGGUUGGGCUCCUUUACCACAUCUGGGAAUUGAUGAAGGUGUCUAUGAAGCUGAUAACCAAACGUUCCCUCCCUUCAUGCUCUACAACAUUACUGCAGAUCCAACCGAACACUUCGACCUCUCAGCCAAGUACCCUGAUCUACUGGACAUGAUGAAGAAGAGGCUGGAGAACUGGAAGAAAUCCCGUGUCCCGGCCCAGGACCCUUCUCCUGUUCCAAAAGCGAACCCGAAAUACUAUGGUGGUGUAUGGAGUCCAGGGUGGUGCUAAUACGUAAUUUGUUUGGAUACAUGGUCAGAUGAAAAUGUUUGUUUUUUUCUGUAAAAGAUAUAUUUAGAUUGUAUGGUAGCCUGCGGCUUCUGUGUUUAUAUGCAAAUACUUUGACGAUCAGAUAAGGUGACUAUGAUGUGAAACCGUCCAUGUAUCACUCAUAACAAAUAAAAGAUACAAGUCUGGA